Geosmithia morbida is the source of this 1065-nucleotide messenger RNA. RefSeq names its product Heterokaryon incompatibility protein (HET). The record is from RefSeq and is a predicted model, not a curated record. Lineage: Eukaryota; Fungi; Ascomycota; Sordariomycetes; Hypocreales; Bionectriaceae. Bases 1 to 1065 code for a protein of 354 amino acids. The transcript is spliced from 3 exons.
AUGAGCCGCUUCCGACCAACAGCCAACAGCCAACAAGCGACUCUCAUUAUGAGUAUGCCGUACCGUCGCCUGGACCCGAGCAAGCAAGAGAUUCGGUUGCUAGAGCUCCACCCGGCUCGCGGUAUCAAUGACGAUGUCGAGGCUCGGCUCGUGACGGUGCGUCUGACGGACAAGCCCGACUUCAUCGCGCUGUCGUCCCUGUACGGGGAUGCCAACGAGACCGACAGGGUGUACGUGGGAGGGCGGCCGGUCGAGCUGCCCUCCCACCUGGUGCAGGGACUGAAGCACGUCCGUGCCGUCUUCUACCCGACCAUCUCGCUGCGGUACCAGAGGAAGCCGGCCCGCAAGCCUCACGGCGCGCCCCGGUGGCUCCGGCAGCUGCUGGGCAUGUCGUCCAGCAAGGACAGCAAGACGUACUACGACCCUGACAAGCCUCGCAUGCUCCGCGUCUGGCUCGACAUCAUCUGCGUCAACCAGGGCGACGAGGGCGAGAAGUCCCGUCAGCUGGUGGAGAUGAGGGCCAUCUAUCGGUCGGCCGAGCUCGUCGUCGGCUGGCUGGGCGUCAAGGCCGAGACCACCGACGCCGCCAUGUCGUGCCUGUCGGACAUCGAGGACGCCAUGCCGGCCCGCUGGGGAGACCCGGGAGACCGAGAGAAGAACCCGGACGACUACGCUCCCACCCACAGGUGGGCGUCCACAAUCACCUAUCUCUGGGCCGUGGGCCCCAAGGGGGAGUCCCCCUUCACCCUCCCCCACUGGGCCGGCUGCCAUGAUUUCAUGAGCCGCCAGUACUUCCAGCGCCGCUGGAUCCUCGAGGAGAUCUCCAUGGCUCGCUUCCCCUGCUUCCUCAUCGGGGACAUCAUCGUCCCGUGGAAGCAGAUCCUCCGUCUCAACCGCAUGAUGGAGGAGUUCAAGAACAACGAUUCCAACGUCUGGCCUGCGACGGCCCACAAGCUUCUUGACGAGUUUGCCAAGAAGGAAGCCCUGGAAGAUGCCAAGAUUCUUCGGGAUCAUGAUAGUAGGACUACGUCUUCCACUCGGUCUGACUCCAACUCCAACGUCUAA